UUUGAAAGAAGUAUUAGAAAAGUUUGACUUCAAUAGCGACGGGAUAGAGGCAAUCUCCCUAUUUGAACUACCAGUUAGCGAGAUUCAAGAAGAUAAACGCUUCAUGCAUAAAUACGUCGUGGCAUUACUCCAUUCAGCUCUCCACAUUGAUCUUGAGGAUAUUCUCUGUAUCACCGAAGGCAAGCAACAUAAAAAUGUCAAAAAACUAGAGAGUUCAAUUAAAACGAACAUAAGAAAGCGAGAGCAAGAAGAGGAGGAUUUCUACUAUGUGUAUAGUAUUGUUACAACGGGUCGUGGCUGGCACUUUUUGGAGGAAAUCACACUUUACGUAAGAAUGUGGGCGUGUGUUGAAAAAUCUCCGGCUACAAAAAGG
Acaulospora morrowiae is the source of this 373-nucleotide messenger RNA. The record is from the annotation of a GenBank genome assembly. Lineage: Eukaryota; Fungi; Glomeromycota; Glomeromycetes; Diversisporales; Acaulosporaceae.